Molecule: messenger RNA, 2624 nt
Organism: Zerene cesonia (dogface butterfly)
Lineage: Eukaryota; Metazoa; Arthropoda; Insecta; Lepidoptera; Pieridae
Product: protein KRI1 homolog
Exons: 11
Coding region: 106-2577 (823 amino acids)
Biological process (GO): endonucleolytic cleavage in ITS1 to separate SSU-rRNA from 5.8S rRNA and LSU-rRNA from tricistronic rRNA transcript (SSU-rRNA, 5.8S rRNA, LSU-rRNA)
Cellular component (GO): 90S preribosome; nucleolus
Source: RefSeq, a predicted model, not a curated record
UUUGACUGGCGAUUGUGACAACGUGAUGACAACUUUUGGAAUAAUACCAUGUGGGAAGUGGAUAGUGUAACUUAGGAAAUUAAUUAGAAAAUUUUCUUCCUAAAAAUGACUAAAAAGAAAUUAUUUGAUGAGGAAUCUGAAGAAGAAGAAGUUAGUUUAAAAACAGAAAAUGAUUAUGCUAAGAAAUACGAUCGUUGGCGCGAAAAGGAGGAGCUCCACAAACUGGAACAGAAGUAUGGAUCCAAAUCCUUAGGUUCAGAUGGUUCGGAAUCGGAUAGCGAAGAUGAAAGUGACGAACCACCAGAAAUAAAUGAAGAAGUCGAGGUUCAAUUCCUGAAAACCUUGUCUUUACUAAAAACAAAGGAUCCUAGAAUAUACGACCCUAAUUAUAAGUUCUUUGAUGAGAAAAUAGAGAAGGAAAAUGAAAAGAAAGAGGAGGUGAAGAAGGUUACAUUUGCUGACAGUGAUGAUGAUGAUGAUGAUGGACCUAACAUAUUCAGUAUUGAAAAGAAAGCUGAAAUUGAUGAACCAGUAAAGAAAGAUGCAAAAACUGAGGAUGGGAAGUUAAAAGAUUUCCUAACUGGUAAAGCCGAGCAUAUAGAUGACGAUGUAGAGAAAGACUUGGCACCGCUCAAGUCUUUGUGGUCUGACCCUAAGCUGAAUGAUGGAGAGGCAUUUCUCAGGGACUAUAUAUUGAAUAAAAGAUACUUGGAUGAUGAUGAUGAUGGCAAGGUAGAAGAUAAAGUCAGAGAUGAUGAAGACUUAGAAGCUGAUGAAAAGACAGUGGAGGAGCAGGGAAAAUUUGAACGGGCAUAUAACUUCCGCUUCGAAGAGCCAGAUGAGGAAUAUCUGAAACGUUACCCGAGAACAAUGAACUACAUACGUCCCAAAGACGAUCGGCGCUCACGGAAGCGGGCCGAAAUCCGCGAGAGAAAGGAACAAGAAAAGAAGAAGAAAAUGGAGGAGAUCGCGCGGCUGAAGGCGCUCAAACUGAAGGAGAUACAAGAGAAGAUCGCUAAGAUCAAGGAGGUUACGGGCAAUGACGAUCUUGCUUUUGAGGAACAAGAUAUAGAAGGUGAUUUCGACCCAGAAGAGCAUGACAAACGUAUGAAGGAGUUGUUUGAUGAACAGUUCUAUGGGCAGGCUGAUGAUGAGAAACCUGUCUUUCCAGAUCUCGAUGAAGAGCUGGAAAUUGAAAACUGGGAAAACUAUGAGAAUGAGAAGCAAAAUGUUCCGAAUGAGGAUGGACCGCAUUGUGAAGAUGAAGAUUUUAAUAUGGACGCAGACUACGACCCCAAGAAGGCAAAAGAGAAUCUUGUUGAAGAAUUAAAAAGAAAUGUGGGCAAGAAACGCAGAAACCGAAAGAGGAAGUCCAAGCUCGCCGAGAUAUUGGCCGAAGAUAAGCCCAAGUUUGUGCCCGAUGUUGAGAAAACAUACAGUGAAUUCAUGGAGGAGUAUUAUAAAAUGGAUUGUGAGGAUGUGAUAGGAGGUGAUUUGCCGACCAGGUUCAAGUACAGGGAGGUUGUGCCGAAUGAUUAUGGACUUAGUAUAGAGGAGAUAUUGCUAGCUGAUGAUAAGGAACUUACUCAGUGGGUGCCUUUGAAGAAAAUAGUGAAAUAUCGUCCCGAAAAUGUAGAAAAGAGCGAAGUGAAUACAUACAGACAGAAAGCAGCUGAUGAGAGACUUAAACGAAAAGUACUGCCAAGCUUGUUCAAGGAUUUACCUGAGGAGCCAGAAGUAGUUGUACCCAUUGAAGAAACAAUCAAGAAGAAGAAAAAGAAAAAGAAGAAAAACAAAGCUAAAAACGAGGAUGUAGCUGAAGUGAGUAACAAUGGUGAGGCUACAGAACAAAAUGAAGUUAUUGAAAGUAAUGAUAUGGAAGUAACGAAUGAAGUAAAGAUAAAGAAGAAUAAGAAAAAGAAACACAAAUAUGAGGAUAGUCAAAACCCAUCAGAAAUGAAUGCAGAAAAUAAUAGCAAGAAUGUGGUUGAUGAUGACGUAAGUAAUGUAAAUGACAAAGACAAUAAUAGCGCAAUAGAUGUUAAUGAAGGUAGAAAGAAAAAGAAACAGAAAACAACUGAUGCAAGUAGCAGUGUACAAAUAAACGGUGAUAAUGAAGUUGUUGAAGAAAAUGAACAAAUUAAUAAAGAUUCUAAAAAGAAAAAGAAAAAUAAGCAAACUAACAAGGAUUCAGAUAAUAUUCAAUCAAACAGUGAAAUAACACAAUCUAACACUGAAAAAUCAAUAAAUAAUAUUAUAGUCACUAAUUUCGGCAAGAAAAAGAAGCGUAAUUCAUUCACAGUUGAGGAUGUUCAUUCUGAAUUUAGUAAAGCAAGCACAAACGGUGUUUUCAAUAAAACGCAAGGGCAAAAAAGAAAAGCUAAUUUCAAUGAUGAUCGAAAUGCACCGAAAAAGAAGAAAAAUAAAAAACAAUAUAAUAAUGAGAUGAAAAAGACUUCGAAUGAUAAGUCUAGUGAUAAUAAAAAUCCCUUAUCAAAAUUAUCAGAUGAGAGAUUAAAAGCUUAUGGCUUGAAUCCUAAGAAGUACAGGAGUUUCUUGAAAUACAAAAAGUUUUAAGUUCUCGUUUAUGUAAAUAUAUAAAAUAAAAUACAAUUUGUAGAAUA